CAAAACAGUACAUUACAAUACAAAUAAUCUUUAUUGCACACCUCAAUAAAAAAAGACAAUACACAAAUGAAAACAGAAAUACAAGCACAUACAACAUGAUCAAAUGGCAAAUGAAAUAUCGGACAAAUAAUGUUUCCAAGUUGCAAUAGGUAACCACUUUUAUUAUUAUCUCACAUCACAUUUUAUGUUAAACUACCUACCUAAGUUCCUAAACAGUAUUUAUUUAAAUUCUACAGGGAACUCGAUAUUGUGGUAUUCAACAGUCUUUUUCAUCCCCUCGAUAUUUUCUCACAUAAAAUGUUAACUUAAUUGAAUCAUAAAUCAUAUAAAUUACAUCUAAACAAGGUAGUUGUAGCAACAAAGUAAAUUUGCCUACACGCAUGUAAUAUCUAAAGUCCCUCGAGAACAAAAAUAAUCCCGAAGAAAUGUAAUUUUGAGACUCCGAGGCCUCUUUGCGUCGAGAUGAAACACUACCUCAGUUUAACAAAGGUGUAACCGUCUUUAGUUUUAAUCCAAGUAGGAACUUUGUUUUACUGAGUAGCUUUAAAAAUUAGCAUAAUUUUGUUUUUGCUGAGGCUAGACUUAAUAUUGUAAAUAAACUAGCUAAUUAGAGACAAUCUCGCUAAAAUUAAAAAUAUUGUCGUAGUUUAAGGAGUUUUUGGAAAGAAUUAAAGAUGUUCUUCAUAAGUUGUGUUAUUUAUUAAAUUAAUUAAAUUUCUGACCGGAGAUCGGAAUCAAAGGCAUGAUUUUAUUUGCACAUACAAGCCUAUCAAUCUAUGAUUGCACAGCAUAAUUUGCCAGAAAUUUAAUUACCUAAGGGAAUGUGAAAAUGUGUAAUCAAAAUCUACUAAUAACUAAUAAAAAAUCCCCUGAAUCCCUUAUUAAUUAAUAAGAAACUUAUAAAUAUGAAAAGCAUAAACUUAUCAAGAAUAAUUACAUCGAUACUGUAUGUUCACAGCCCCAUCCUUCGCGUGGCUACCUUCACCUACGAGGUGUACGAAGACGGCUCGGAGCACCCCGUGUGCCUCACCCAGGCCGACACCUUCUGGUCUGCCCUCUUCUUCAUCCUCACCAUCGCUGUCUUCUUCAUCGUACCCCUGGGCGUUCUUCUCGUCCUCUAUAGCGUCAUCGCCAAAAACCUCAUGGAGAACCCCGUCAUCAUCGCACAGAACACCAAAAACAACAACAACACAAACAACGUUCUAAGAUACAGGAAACAAGUCAUCUUAAUGCUGGGAACUGUCGUCUUAUCAUUCUUCCUUUGCUUACUGCCUUUCAAGGCUCUUACACUGUGGAUCAUAGUAUUUCCACCCGAGACAAUAAUGUCGUUAGGUAUAGAUGGGUAUUAUAUACUUUUGUAUUUUUGUAGAGUAAUGCUGUAUUUGAAUUCCGCGAUAAACCCGAUAUUGUACAAUUUGAUGUCGUCGAAGUUUAGAGAGGGGUUCGUCAAGCUGUUGAGAAUAAACAAGUUGAUGAAUUGUGGGAGGAGCUUGAGAGAGAAUAUGCAAAGGCGAGAUACAUUUAAUACGACUACCUCAACUGGAUUUUCUAGCAGCCAUCACAAUUCUGAUUCUUUCUGGAGGAGAUACAGUAAUAGGACAAGCUCGCAAAAGAAUAUCAUUAAAGACAGUAAGAAGAAAAAAGAACCAGAGUCUAAUGUCCAACAGUUAAAAGUAGGAGAAAUUAUCAAUGUCGUAAACACAAGACGCAAUAGCAUGCAGUUCAUAUCAGCAAUGAAUGAACUUAACGAUAAUAAAGUAGAAGUAGAAGUACACGAGAAUAACUGCCAAGACGAAGACACUGCCAAUGAGAACAAUAAACAGAUACAAAUAUUGAACCUAGAUGUUAAGACAAAUAACGUGUAUUCUAUAACCCUAGAUGUAACAGAGAAGAGUGAAGGCAAGAAUAGGUUUGUCUGUGUACCGGUCCAAGAUAGGGAGAGCAAAAAUAUAUUUGUAUACGACUUUAAAAGUAAAGAAAGUUUUGUGUAAGGGUAGAGUUAGUUUUUUUAUGAAGUCUAGAUCACAACUUUUAGUAAUGGAUUGAUAAUUUGAUAAUUUCAUUUUCGAAUACAGAUUACUGAGGGGUUUUAAAUGUAUACUUUGAAACUUACUGCAAAAUCUUGAUAGUCAAUUGAAUAUAC
Molecule: messenger RNA, 2143 nt
Organism: Cydia fagiglandana
Lineage: Eukaryota; Metazoa; Arthropoda; Insecta; Lepidoptera; Tortricidae
Product: pyrokinin-1 receptor-like
Exons: 1
Coding region: 906-1991 (361 amino acids)
Biological process (GO): G protein-coupled receptor signaling pathway
Cellular component (GO): plasma membrane
Molecular function (GO): thyrotropin-releasing hormone receptor activity
Source: RefSeq, a predicted model, not a curated record